GGCCCGGCGAGCCGAGCGGCAGCCCGCGGAGUCGGGGGCCCCGAGGUGAAGCUGCGCGCGCGGUGGGGCCGGGGACCCACAGGGGAGGGUCCCGGGGCCGGAACGGGGCCGGGGGCACAGGCUUCCACACUGGAGGGUGCCGAUGCCGGAGCGGGGCGGAAGGGCGCGGGGCUUCUGCAGUGAGGGCUCCGGGCCGGAGCGGGGACAGGAGACGCAGUAGGAUCUACACCGGGGGGUCCCGAGGCCAGAGGGGAGACGGGGGGCGGACGCGGCGGGGAGAGAGACCUACGCUGGAGUCUCCCGGGGCCGUAGCGGGGACAGGGUGUCUACAUCGUGAGAUCCUGGGGCGGGGGCGGGAGGGGCGCGGGGUCUACACCCGAGCGUCUGGGCGGGCCCAAGGCAACGGGGGCGCAAGCACCUGUCCCACAGCGGCGACAGUCCGGCGCGCGCGGUCUCUACUCGGUUGCGCAGGGGGCUGGGGCCAAGGAGAUUGCGGGAGGGACAUUUAAGCGCCCCUCCCCCACCCCCGGCCACCGGAGCGGCGGGCGGGGCUGGGCUGGGCGCCGCCCCCGGCCCCCCGUCAGGCUCCAAGUCCCGCGCUGGGCCGGCGCCCGGCCGCAGGCGCGCGCGGGCUCCGCCAGCUUCGUGCGCUUUCAUGGAGGUCUGGGCGGCCUUGGCCGGAGCCUGGUUCCAGCUGCCGCCCCGUCUGUCUGUGUCGGAUCUGCAGGAGCCCAGGGACUUGGGUCUGGACACCUGUUGGAGCUCGUCCUUGCCCAGGGCAGAGCCGGACGGCUGCUGGAGACUCUGACCGCUGCACCUUCACCACAGCCCAGACCCUUGGCACCAAGUUCAGCUACGGGAUUAGGGGUGGACAUGGUUCGCACCCGUCGUGAAGCCCGCCCCCCUCUCGAUGACCUGGUAGCCAGCACCGUGCGGAUGUCUUGUGUUCCGACGGCCCAGCCUCCGGACCCUAGUGUGACGCAUGCGGCCAUGGCCCUGCUCCCCGGGCCCGCGGAGCCCCCGGGCCCCGAGCCCCCGGUUGGCGGCGGCGGCGGCGGCAGCAGCAGCGGCAGCGGCGGCGUUGGCGGGGCCCGCGCUCGGCACGUCAUCAUCAACGUGGGCGGCUGCAGGGUGCGCCUGGCCUGGGCCGCGCUGGCCCGCUGUCCCCUGGCGCGCCUCGAGCGCCUCCGCGCCUGCCGCGGCCACGACGAGCUGCUGCGCGUGUGCGACGACUACGACGUGAGCCGCGACGAGUUCUUCUUCGACCGCAGCCCGUGCGCCUUCCGCGCCAUCGUGGCGCUGCUGCGCGCCGGGAAGCUGCGGCUGCUGCGCGGCGCGUGCGCCCUGGCCUUCCGCGACGAGCUGGCCUACUGGGGCAUCGACGAGGCGCGCCUGGAGCGCUGCUGCCUGCGCCGCCUGCGCCGCCGCGAGGAGGAGGCCGCCGAGGCGCGCGCGGGGCCGGCGGAGCGCGGGGGCCCCGGCAGCCCGGCCUGCGCCCCUGGGUCCGGCGGCGGGCGGCUGGAGCGCGGCCGGCGGCGCCUGCGCGACGUGCUGGACGACCCGCGCUCGGGCCCGGCCGGCAAGCUCUUCGCCUGCGUGUCCGUGGCCUUCGUGGCCGUCACGGCGGUCGGCCUCUGCCUCAGCACCAUGCCCGACAUCCGCGCCGAGGAGGAGAGGGGCGAGUGCUCCCCCAAGUGCCGCAACCUAUUUGUGCUGGAGACGGUGUGCGUGGCCUGGUUCUCCUUCGAGUUCCUGCUGCGCUCGCUGCAGGCUGAGAGCAAGUGUGCCUUCCUGCGGACGCCGCUCAACAUCAUCGACAUCCUGGCCAUCCUGCCCUUCUACGUGUCGCUGCUUGUGGGCCUGGCGGCGCGGCCGGGCGCAGGCGGCAACAAGCUGCUGGAGCGCGCGGGGCUGGUGCUGCGGCUGCUGCGCGCGCUGCGCGUGCUCUACGUCAUGCGCCUGGCGCGCCACUCGCUGGGGCUGCGCUCGCUCGGCCUGACCGUGCGCCGCUGCGCGCGCGAGUUCGGGCUGCUUCUGCUCUUCCUCUGCGUGGCCAUGGCCCUCUUUGCGCCACUCGUGCACCUGGCCGAGCGCGAGCUGGGCGCGCGCCGCGACUUCUCCAGCGUGCCAGCCAGCUACUGGUGGGCCGUCAUCUCCAUGACCACCGUGGGCUACGGCGACAUGGUGCCGCGCAGCCUCCCCGGGCAGGUGGUGGCGCUCAGCAGCAUCCUCAGCGGCAUCCUGCUCAUGGCCUUCCCGGUCACCUCCAUCUUCCACACCUUCUCGCGCUCCUACUCGGAGCUCAAGCAGCAGCAGCAGCGCGCCGCCAGCCCCGAGCCCGCCCUGCGCGAGGACAGCACGCACUCCGCCUCUGCCUGCGCCUCCGCCGCGGAGGACGACGGCUCGCAGGGCCCCGACGGUGCCGGCCCGACCGGGGACUCCGCGGCCGCGCUGUGGGCAUCCGCGGGGCCGCCCUGACCCGGCGGGGCCGCGGCACCGGCGAAGAGGCUGCUCCCCUGGAGCUCCAGGACCAGAACCGCAUUCUCGCCUCCCGCUGCGCACGGAGGGACGGGGACGACUUUGGGGGCCCGGCUCCCUUUGCCGUGCAUGUUGCUCGCUCCGCACAGCCCAGAACUUGGCCCGGGGCUGACCCCGGCCUGAAUUGGGGGGUCACAGCCAUCCUGUGCUUUCAAAGAGUUGAACUCCAAGGAGCGUCACCAGCCUGUCCUCCGCUUUCCUUCUGCCUCUGGACUUUUGACUCCGUGAUGGCCAGCUAAAAGUAAAUUCAGCGAUCCCGGAAGCUCCAAGCCUGUAGCUCGUCCCCAGGCCUCACUUUGACCUUCCCCUGCGCGUCACUGGUGGGGGUGGGGCGCAGUGGGGCUGGGAGAGGGCACAGUCCCUUCCUGCGCCCGCCGUGUCACCCACAGUGGGCCAUGCCCGUCAGAGGGGGUCUCCUCAUCACGCCUGCAGAAGCCCACAUCGCUGCCGAGCGAUAGGGACAGAGGUGUGACACUGAUGCUCACAGCACGCCAGUUCCUUCGGGGGAGGGAGGUCCCAGCCCUGACCUCUGACCUCCCUUCCCCGGCACAAGCUCUCUGGGGAUCUUCCGGGAUCCCUCCUCAUCUGUUCGCCCCUGAAAAUGCCCGGCAAAGCUGAAGGCCUGCACGUCAGCCGGCCCCACCCUCCCCUCGGGCGCCCCGGCCCCCGGCCCCGCCCGGGGUGACUGAGCUGCUUCUCUGGAGGCCAGAGGAAUCUGUGCUCGUCACAUCGCUCGUCACCCAGCACGGCUGGUCGUCCGGGAAGAACCGCUUCCUCCUGCGGGGCGGGGAGGCCUCGCCGAUUUUCCCUCCAAGGGUUCGGUCAGCGGUGGAGUAACCCAAGGCAGCUGUCCUCUGUCCUCCCCCCCUACCCCGCUGCAGUGGCUCUGAGGGCACCCAGGCGCCCUGCAAGACCAGAGGCCACCUCGGGUCACGGGAUGGGGUGCCCGUCGGCCAUCCUGCUGGGAACCGCGGGUGUGUGGGGAGGGGCGGAGCACACCCACUGCCCACCACGCGGGCGGAGCGCCAGCCGCUGGCUUGUCUGUUCCGUCUCCCCACCGCCACCCCGACCCCCCCCCCCCCACCGUCCCUCCGGCUGCGCUCUGGAAGGCUCCGCUGGCUGUGGCCUCGGUUGCCCAUCUGGGUUGGGGGCCGGGAACUGGCCAGGUCCCCGCCGGCCUGCUCCCUCAUGCACGCCAAGGAAACCCAGACUGGAGACACUCCUAUGGGACAGCUCUGUGCGUCUCCUGCAAGACAUGGUGUUGCCAUCGCUGCCUCCUUGGCCACCUGCUGAAAACGCUCGAAAGCAUGGCAGGAGGGAGGACAGGAGACUGAGUUUGCGAAUGCAGCUGUCUCAACCCCCCAAGUGCUGUGCAGAGAGCGAAGGUCAGUUCCCGCCGACUCACGACUCGCUCACGCGGGGGCACUGGGUUUGCUCUGGCCACCAAACCAGUGGGCAGGCUGAGUGGGCCAGGCACACCCCUCUGCACCUGAGUUUCCCCAUCGGUACAACCAGAGUGAUCCGGAAGAACCCUCUGGCUCCACAGCCCCAAGAUGCAGGAUCCUGGUCCCCGCCAGAGCUGUCUGGUUGACCCCAAAACGUCUGCAAAGCGUUUAGGGGGUGACAUGUGUCUGUGACAUUCCAGGAAUCAGCCAGCGCUCCUCUUCCCCUCAGGGCUGCUUUCUGCACAGGCUGUGCAUCCUCCCUUUGGCCCUGACGGGCCCUCCCCCACCCCCAGCUGACCCGCGUGUGCCACUCAGACUGAACAGGGCAGCUCCAGGGCUGAACAUGCUCCACUGUCAAUGUUGAGAGUUGGAAACCCCCAUAUUUGCUUCCAAAAUAGCCCCAAUUCCUGUACUCCUUAUCUUUGGGGAAAAUGCAUCCCCCGCCUCUGCCCGCGCGCGCGCACACACGCACGCACACACACACACACACACACACACUCUUUCUUCUUGGCCAGCUGGAUACCAGGGCUGGGGUGGUGAGGGCAGCUCGAGAGCUGUGGGCAGGGUGCCGGCACCGUUUGCAGCUCUUUAUCUGCUCAGAGCUUUCAGAAGCUCAACUGAACGAGAUGAACUUUCUCACGCACCCCAAGAGCUGGGGCAACAGCACCAUUUUGUUCCCAUUUCCAAAAUGCUAUCCUCGUUGAGAGGAAGAGCUAUAAAAAUAAACAGGACAUUUAGGGUUUGGGGGAAAAACUGACCUUCAUAUAUUUUUUUCACUAGAAGCCCCGCUUCUCGCGGGGCUAUUAAACGUCUGCCCUUCCCCUGGUGGAUGGCUGUGCCCAGAGCUCGGGGUUCAGAGCUCUCUCGGCCGGGGCAGCAGCUGGGCCUGUGAAACAGCUCUCUCCUCUGUGUCUGAAGGGCAGCUCCAGGGCUCGCUCCGCAGAGGAACACGGGAGCCUGUCCAGUGCCGUUCCCGGCUCAGUGGUGAAGUCCCCAAAAGGCACCUUCAUGUUUUUUGGUUUUUUUAGUAUUUGAACUUCUACAGCAUUCAUUUUUUAAUUAAAAGUUACUUUCAAUUAACACAUUAUCAGAAGGAAAACAAAAUCUACCCCCAGAGCAGGACCCCUGUCCUGCGUGACUCAGUACAUGGGCUCCAGGGUCCACACCGAGGCUCCCUGCUGCCUGGGGCGGCCGCAUCGGAUGUCACCACCUUUGAUCAGCUCACUCACUCUCCGAGGCCAGCGCUACAGGCUGGGGUGACUCACUGAGAAAACGUAAAAUAUAUCACUUCCAUGUAUUUCGACUGUGUUGAUUUUUUUGGUCUUGCCCUCAGCAGAAAUGCUCUCCAUGAAAAAAGAACUGCUCGGUACAAAGGGAUCCAACCCUACUUGCUACACAGAAUUACCCAUUUUCCUCGAAACACUUCUCCUGGCCUUUAAAGGAGACACUCCCCAACCUUUUGAGGCAUCCCCUUGUUAAGGGAACUGUGUGAACUGGCGGAGACCAGGGCGCCACCACCUCCCCCCGCCUGGCCCUGCUGGCACAGGACGGUCACUGUCCCCGGGGGCCUGGGGGAGCAGCCCCGGUCUCACAGGGGCCACAACUGUCCCCCAAGGAGGAGACGCUGGCCCAGCCCUUCCCUGGGGUCCCCUGAGGUGAAUGAGGACGAGACCGGCCCUUUACUCUGCCCUGGACCCCCCACUCCGACGCCACUCACAAGGCCACGCUGGAUCCACGAGCAGUUUAUUGAAUUCAAGCCGCCCUGACAGAACCAGCAGUGCUCCCACACGUGGCAUGUAGGUCACCCCUGCAACUGGUAAUGCUUUAAUUUGGAGGCAAUGACUGCUACAGACAUCUCCUUUCAUUUUUAAAAAGUAAACGUUUUCAAAGCAUCUUGCAGGCCAGAGAACUAAGCAGGAUCCUCAAACAUUCAGGAGUUUUUGAGGAAAACUCAGGAGGAGGAAACGGCUCCGCACGCCGUGCACUGGCCACGGCAGACGCUGCAGCUUUGGCACCAGCCCCAGGACCGUGGACACUACAGAGCCACCCCUCUGCCUGGGGGAAGGAAAAGCGCCUGCGGGAGCCAUGUGGAAGCAUCUAAACACUUGCCCUGCGGGGCCCGGAGUUGGAGCAGGGCCGCUGGGCACGGCUGAGAUGCUCGUGUAAACCGAAGGGGGACCAGUGUCAGACCAGCACCCCACCACCACCAGGCACAGCGGAUGCGGAGGGCUGCACAGGAGGAGGGUGGCGGCAGGGAUGCCCUGCACAGCAUGGGGAACACCUGCCUCGCUGUCCCCUGCCCUGACCCGCAGGCAUCUCCAGGCCUGGAAGACAGACACCUAAGGCCAUAUCUGCAAGCACACGGUUCCCAGAGGAAAGGGAUGCCUGUGCGGUAGCCCUCCGGGGGGAUGGCCAGUGGGUCUGCCCGGCCCCAGGCCCGGGCCCUCGGCCUUCCCAGGCAGCCCCGGGGGCUGCUGCACCCGCCAUGCCCCAGGCCCCGCUCCCAGCACCCCGGGGCUCACACUGGCCAGAGCCCGGCUGGAGACGGUGGGUCCACGGCAGCCUGCCCAGGAGGGGCCGGCAGAGCAGCGAGGCCACUGGGGGCCCUGGAAAGGUACCUGCCUAGGGUUUCGCACCCAGAGCCCUGUGAUGCUUUGGUACCUCACCCCCACGUGUCCCGGGCCCAACCCUGCCGGGAGUCACCCCCAGCCAGUCUGAGGCUGCGGGCUCCGUGGGCUGGGACCUGGGCUCUCCUGGUGCCGUUUCUCACUCCUGCCCCCCGUCUCUCCCAUCUUGGGGCUCCCCAGCCCAGCUGCAGGCCCCCUCGGCCCCAUCAGCCACGUCGAGGCCACAGGGGCUGAGAUGUGGAGGUUUCCUGAGGUCCUCGGUCCUGCAGGGCCCAGGGUGGCCUUCUCCUGGUAUGUGAACAUGACCCAGGCUCCAGCCAGCAGUAUUUUGAGCCAAAGUAGGAGAGGAGACCUGCUUUUCCAUCACCUUGAGAGCAGCAGGCGCCCAGCCUGGGGGAAAACCUGCUCACACGAGUCCUGGAUAACAGACCACAACGUCGGCACCCAGGCCCCAUCACCCCCCGAGAGCCACAGAAGCUGAGCAAGACCCAAUGGCUGGGACCCUGUCUCGGGGCCGCAGCACCCACCUGCCCCACUCGGGGAGGACAGGUGGCCUGGCCGGAGCCCACGGCCCGUGGUCCCGCAUCCUCAUCCUCCCGGCUGCCUCAGAGGGCCUUGGCGCUGGCGGGGUGCGCUGCGUGGGGGGCCGGCUUUAGGGGGUGGCGGGUGAACACGUAGGCCUGCCCCAGGAUGGCCAGGUCCACCAGCACCUGCAGCAGCCCGCACGCUGAGAACUGCAGGGGCGCGCCGUUCAGCAGGAAGUAGGCCGUCUUGAAGGUGUCGCCGCUCGUCCACAUGAGGACCAUCUUGAUGCUGUGGAGACAUGAACGGUGGUCAGGGCUCACAGACCAUGGAUCAGGGGUCACGACCCCCGGGUCGGGGGACAUAAUCCAGGGGUCAGGGGCCAAAAUCUAGGGGUCAGGGGACAUAACCCAGGGUCAGGAGACAUAACCCAGUGGUCAGGGGUCAUAAUCCAGGGGCCAGGGGACAUGCCAGGCCUCCUGUCCUGGCCAUGAAGCCACCGCGUGCAUGGCCGCGAGGACAGGAAGGCCCUUCGGCAGGAGCAGCCUCAGCUCUCCAGAGCAGGGGAGGGGCUGGCACAGGGGCCGAGCCCACACGGCCUCACAAACGUCCCAUCCUUCCUGGCUGCAGGCACAUCAGGUGUGUGUCCCUCGGGAGACACGCUGUGGCCUCAGACGGGAGAGGGAAGACCGCCACCUCCUCAUGCCGCGUCCCACAGGCUGACCCUGCAGCACGAGAACUGGCCUGGGAGGGGCGGCCCUCUGCCCCCCACACCUGCACCCAGGGCUGCUGAACAGGAAACCAGAGGCUGCCGGGCAAAGCAGGGUGAUGCAGGCUUCUCCUGGGAAUCCCCUCCAGGCCAGGCCCCUCACUCAAAAGACAGCCUGAGGGCGAUUCCAUUCCUGGUCAUCGGUGCCACUCCGAAAGUCUGAGGUCGGUCCGUGUGGCACAGAGCGGCCCCGUGUCAUCUAUCGCUCACGUCUGCACACACCUCUCCACACACAGCAUCUAACGCCUGGCUUGCCAGGUAACGGGCAUGAGCACCAUCAUGUUUUCCUGCAUAAAGUGUUUAAAUCAGACCCACUCCCACAGCAGGCACACACUGCAUGGCUCACUAAACCAGACCACGGCUUGGGGGGGGGGGCGCCUGUCACAGGGAGGAGGUGAGGACCCUCAGGGACAGGAUGACACCAGGCUGGAAGCCGUCUGUGCCCCAGGCAGGGCGGGCACUUUGCGCCCCUGAGGUGGCCCCGGUUCACCCCAGAGCUGGGCGGCCUCCGACCCCAGGUCAGCUCUUAUCAGUAAAACCAGGCGAGGAGCCCAUGGCCCAGUGCAGGGAUGUCCAUGUCCCCUGCUCUGCCCACAGGAGUGUCAGCCCGACCGUGCAGAACCGGGACAGGACGUGGACAGCUCCCCUGACCUGCACCACAGCGUCUGGAGGCUCCCCUGAUCCUUAAUCAGGAGAAUGACUCAGGGCACGGGGAGGCCCAGAGGUUGGCUCCCGUCGACCCUGCGGCCGGUCCACCCAUCUGAACAGCCCAGCGCGUCUCACUUGGCUUGUCGCGUUGACUCACAUGGCGUUCAAAGACUUUUGUUUUUAAUUAGCUGAUACCUAACUCUGCAUUUAAAACUCCAGGUUAUUAUAUCAUCAGUCCUUUUUCUCUGGCUUUCCACAUUUAUUUGACUUUGGUUUUUAGCAGUUUGUGAUGUAAUGCAUGUUUGGGACUUGCUGAGUAUCUUAAAGCUGUACGUUGGUCUUGCAUCAAGUUUGGGAGGUCUUCAGCCGUUAUUUCUCCAGCAUUCUCUUCUGCACCAGCCUUUCCCCUCUCCUGUGGGCUCAGGUGACACGAACGUUAGAUUUCAUGGUGCUGUCCCUGAGUCUGUUCUCUUUUUUCCCCCGAUUUUUUUUCUGUUGUUCAGACUUUCACUGAUCUUCAAGUUCAUUAAUUCGUCCUCUGUCGUCACCAUUCUACUACUGAACUACUGAAGUGUAGUUUUUAUUUAGCUACUGUAUUUUCAAUUUAAAAAUUUCGGGCUGGCUUUUCUUACAGCUUUUAUUUCUCUCCUGAGAUGGUCCGUCUUUGCAUUGAUUUAAAGAGCGUCUGCCGUUGCCCUUUAGAGCAGUUACACUAGUGCCUUGAAAAUCUGAUAAUUCCAGUAUCCGUGUCA
This is a messenger RNA of Orcinus orca (killer whale), 9301 nucleotides long. It is a transcript of the gene KCNG2, whose product is annotated as potassium voltage-gated channel modifier subfamily G member 2. Gene Ontology annotation, molecular function: protein binding; voltage-gated potassium channel activity. The record is from RefSeq and is a predicted model, not a curated record. Lineage: Eukaryota; Metazoa; Chordata; Mammalia; Artiodactyla; Delphinidae. Gene Ontology annotation, cellular component: voltage-gated potassium channel complex; membrane. The transcript has 4 exons. Gene Ontology annotation, biological process: protein homooligomerization; potassium ion transmembrane transport. Bases 874 to 2478 code for a protein of 534 amino acids.